AGCCAGUGGGACCUGCAGCUUGCUCCUCCUGCCGGAAGGUGGAGCAGUGAGUGCGCUGGCGGCUGGCGGCGAGCGGAGCCCACAGCGCAGCCCCCUGGCCCUCCGACAUCAUGGAACCGCCUGGCUCGUAACUUUACUUCGGGGGCUGGUCCUGGGCCUUUAUAAAUAAAAAAAAACCCAUCGCGGAAGGGGCUGAGUGGUAGUUCGGGACGUUAUGUCGUUGCCGAUGUUGCAGAGUAACAGUGGAUUGAUGCGGAGGAUCCUGGCCCAUUUUCCCCGGGAUUUGAGCCUGGCCUUUGCUUACGGCUCUGGCCUGUUCGGACAGACAGGACACUCAGGCCCCAGUAACAAUAUGCUGGAUUUUGUCUUUGCUGUGGAUGAUCCUGUGACUUGGCAUACGAUGAAUAUCAUGAAAAAUCCCCGACAUUAUUCAUUUUUAAGAUUUUUUGGACCAAAACAUGUUAGUAAAAUACAGAAUAAUUAUGGAGCUGGAAUAUAUUACAAUACAUUAGUGCCAUGUGAUGACAGGAUAAUCAAGUAUGGCGUCAUCAGUACAGGAACUCUGAUUGAAGAUCUUCUUUAUUGGAAAAACUUAUACAUUGCUGGAAGACUGCAUAAACCUGUGAAGAUAUUAAUCCAAAAUGAAAAUGGCAAGUUACAAAAUGCACUGGCUAAGAAUCUGAGAAGUGCAGUGAUCGCAGCAUUUCUUAUGCUGCCGGAAUCUUUUACUGAGGAGGAGCUCUACAUUCGUAUUGCUGGACUGUCCUACUCAGGUGAUUUUCGAAUGAUUAUUGGAGAAGACCGAUCAAAAGUAAUGAAUAUUGUUACAGCAAACAUGGAAAACUUCCAAAGACUUUACAAUAACAUUUUACAGGAGUGCCCUCAAGUGGUCUACAAGCAGCAACUGGGUAAAUUAGAGCUUGAUAAAAGUCCAGAAGGUCAAUUCAAUCAAUUGAUGGCUUUGCCUAGAACUCUUCAACAAGAGAUAACCCGUUUGGUAGACCAACCAGGGAAAAAUAGAGAUGUAGAAGAGAUCUUGCUUCAAGUAGCCCAGGAUCCAGACUGUGGAUUACUAAUACAGCAAAGUGUAGCUGGUAUCGUAAAAUCCUCGAGUAUGACCCAAAGUGCAAAAGGAAUUCUUACUGCUGGUGUGAAAAAAACAGUUACCUAUAGCAUGAAGAAGCUGCAUAAAAUGUGGAGAGGAUGGAGAAGAAAAUCGUCCUAACGUUUGCUAACUAUUAUUUAAAUUUACAUUUGAAAAAGACAAUUUUAAAUAAAGCACGCUAGCUGUGAGCUUUCAUCAGUGGCUGGGAUUCUUUGUAACUUAUUAAAUGCAUGUUUGCAUCAUCUUUAUAUUGAGAGGAGGUUACUCUUGCAUAUCAGUGUCAUUAAUAAUGAUGAGUAUUUUGGAAACAAUUUUCCUGUAAAUAUUUUAUGAAGACAAGUGCUAUUUGUGAUUUACAAUAUCCAGCAUUAUAAUUCCAUGGAACUUUGUAAGUGUGUAAAUUUUGUUACUCAUAGGUGAUUAGUUGUCAGGUGGUUAAUUAGGAUCCAAUCUUCUUGGAAAUUGUGCAGAUCCCUCCAGAUCCAUGUGAGCUACAGAAGUUGGAAGAUCUUUUAUUCAUGUCAUAUUGUUACUUUGCUGACUCGUAAGUCAGACGCAUGAACCAAGACAUUGACAUCAUAAUAAAGCUUCAGCUCAUGUGAA
Rhincodon typus (whale shark) is the source of this 1708-nucleotide messenger RNA. RefSeq names its product TAM41 mitochondrial translocator assembly and maintenance homolog (gene tamm41). NCBI's taxonomy places the organism in Eukaryota, Metazoa, Chordata, Chondrichthyes, Orectolobiformes, Rhincodontidae. Bases 215 to 1225 code for a protein of 336 amino acids. The record is from RefSeq and is a predicted model, not a curated record. Gene Ontology annotation, cellular component: mitochondrion. Gene Ontology annotation, biological process: CDP-diacylglycerol biosynthetic process; cardiolipin biosynthetic process. The transcript has 8 exons. Gene Ontology annotation, molecular function: phosphatidate cytidylyltransferase activity.